Messenger RNA from Salarias fasciatus (jewelled blenny), 2664 nucleotides. RefSeq names its product NAD kinase a (gene nadka). The transcript is spliced from 12 exons. The record is from RefSeq and is a predicted model, not a curated record. Gene Ontology annotation, biological process: NADP+ biosynthetic process; NAD+ metabolic process. The coding region runs from base 163 to 1461 and encodes 432 amino acids. Gene Ontology annotation, molecular function: NAD+ kinase activity. NCBI's taxonomy places the organism in Eukaryota, Metazoa, Chordata, Actinopteri, Blenniiformes, Blenniidae.
ACUGUUGACAGUGCCGGGGUGUAGGAGGGAGAUGGUGCGGUGUUUUGUUAUAAAGAAAUAAUGUCACGGCCCUGAUUCUCCGGCAGUCUGCUGCACGGCGAGUCCCUGUCGUCCCCCCCUGGCACCGCGGCGAAAAGUUUGCUCACAGCCCGGCUGUCUGAAAUGGACGGUGGACAGGAGGUGCGGCUGGAGGCCGCCCCGUACUGCUUCUCCACCUGCGACGGGGGCGCGGAGGUCUCCGGCCACGGCCUGACCCGGCGCAACAAGAAGACCCGCAGCCUGAGCGCGUCUGCAGCCACCACCUCAUGGGAGUACAGGAGGACUCAGUCGCUCCACGGGCCGAGUCCUGUGACCACGUUCGGCCCCAAGGCAUGCAUGCUUCAGAAUCCACACGCAGUCAUGCACAUUCAGGACCCCGCCAGCCAGAGGCUGACGUGGAACAAGCCUCCCAAAAGUGUCCUUGUCAUCAAGAAGAUCCGAGAUGCCAGCCUGCUGCAGCCUUUCAAAGAGCUGUGCGUCUUCCUCACCGAGGUGAAAAACAUGAUUGUUUACGUGGAGAAGAAAGUCCUGGACGAUCCGGCGAUCUCCGGAGACGAAAACUUCGGAGCCGUCUCCAAGAAAUUCUGCGCUUUCAGAGAAGAUCUGGACGACAUCUCCAACCAGGUGGACUUCAUCAUCUGCCUGGGCGGCGACGGCACCCUGCUGUACGCCUCGUCCCUCUUCCAGGACAGCGUUCCUCCGGUCAUGGCCUUCCACCUGGGCUCCCUCGGCUUCCUCACGCCCUUCAAGUUCGACACGUACCAGUCUCAGGUCACCCAGAUUAUUGAAGGAAACGCCGCCAUCGUGCUGCGGAGCCGCUUGAAAGUGCGCGUGCUGAAGGAGAACUGGGAGAAUAAAGCCCGGGUGGACGAGAAGGGAAUCAUCCUGACCAACGGGGACGCCGAGAGCAGCCGCAAGGCCAUGCAGUACCAGGUCCUGAACGAGGUGGUGGUGGACCGAGGACCCUCCUCCUACCUGUCCAACGUGGACCUCUUCCUGGACGGACACCUCAUCACCACGGUGCAGGGAGACGGUGUGAUCGUGUCCACGCCCACCGGCAGCACCGCGUACGCCGUGGCGGCCGGAGCCUCCAUGAUCCACCCCAAUGUCCCGGCCAUCAUGAUCACCCCCAUCUGCCCGCACUCGCUGUCCUUCAGGCCCAUCGUGGUGCCGGCCGGCGUGGAGCUCAAGAUCAUGCUUUCCCAUGACGCCAGGAACACGGCCUGGGUGUCGCUGGACGGGAGGAAGCGGCAGGAGAUCUGCCACGGAGACAGUAUCACCAUCACCACCUCCUGCUUCCCCGUUCCCUCCAUCUGCUUCCGGGACCCGGUCAACGACUGGUUCGAGAGCCUGGCGCAGUGUCUGCACUGGAACGUGAGGAAGAAGCAGAACUACCUCAGCUCGGAGGACGAGGAGUUCUGAGUCCUCCCCGACCCGACGCCACUCAGAAAGACCUUCACGUUCACUUUCCCCCAAUCAGAUGAUUCGUCCAAACAGUUGCUUGUUGCUUUUUUUUAUAUGUCGGAUUGGUAGAAAGACGUCGGCUGAUUGUCAGGUUGAAGCUUGAAUGUGAUUUUACUGAUGGAAAAACAGAAACACAGGCUCUUAGAGCAAAAACACCCUGAUUAAGCUAAAGAGAAUAAAUGGAAAAACUAAUAAUUUAUUAAAUUAUUUCCCUGCAAAUCAAACAAGGAAGCGCACACCGGACUUUAUCCACAGCCAAACCUCCCUUUGUUCUUCUUCUAUUGUUGUUUUUCUACCGUAAAACUCUGGAGUUCGGGCUGGAGAGACGGUUUGAGUCUGUCGGACUGUGCCUUAAACACCCGUAACACUAAUGUACAGAGACGUCGUCCAGGUUUACAUCAGCGUUUCCUUCAUAUCCGCGUCCCCCCGGCGCCUAGCUGCCGGCUGUGAUCCAUUCCAGGCAAAGGAGGCGGCCCGCCCCCCCCCCCCCCUUUUUUUUUUCUUUUUUUAAGUCUGCUUUUUUAAAAACCUGUCCUUGAAGCCAUAGUGGAAGUUUUUAAAAGUCGACCGAUGUCCGUUUUCACACCGUGGCCGCCUCCAGCUCCACACCAACAAACGGCAAUCAUUCCUCUCACUCUGGAGUCUGUAUAUAAGUCGAGAAAAUGUAUUUUGUAAAGUCCACAUGUUUAUUACCGUGUUUACAGAGUGUUAUUAAUGAAAGUAAAUCUAUUUGGUACUUUUUUUUUUUUUUUUUUUUACUUUGAUAACUUCCUCAGUUGUUAACGUUAUUUCCAUGAAGUCAGGUCAGGGUUAGCAGGUCUGACCACUCAGCUCCAUUUUUUUAAAAAAAGAAAAAGGUUUUACCUGAAGUUUCUUCUAAUGGAGCCAAAGUUUAUUCCAAAUUCAUUCCAGUCUGGUGUUUUAGGUGCGCUGGUCUGUCAGGAGCUGCUGAAAAGCCCAACUGCUGGGGGAAAAAGUCUCUUUUAAACUUCUAUGAAGCGUGGUUGACUCUCUUCUCAAAGUGCUUUUCACUUUUUGUAACUAUGAGAACAUGUAACUCUUUUAACUUUUUGUAUCUUUCAGUUUGUAAAUGUUUCUAAUAUGACUCUCACUUUUUUUUUUCCCCCCAAAUGACUUUAAUAAAUGAGAAUUUUAAACGGG